AUGUCCCUAAACCACGCUCAGCUCUCCAAGAAAGUACUUUCACCGCAAAAGUCUCAAAUUCCGGUCGCCAUUGAAGAACCAGCUCUUGCUCUUAACAGCUUCGACUUGGGAUCCAUAGGAUCUUCCGAUUUGAGCGACACAGAGUUUCUUGGCACCAAUGGGAAUAUGAAAGAUACAACCCCGAAAGUUGGAGAAAACGAAUGCUCUUUUGGUUCCAGCAAUGCUCCAAACUUCACUCCGCAAGCCCCAUCUAAACCAAACAUUGCCAGCGCUAGUACUACCGAAUUGAGUCGCAGAGUUCUGCAAGGUCUAUCUGCGAACAUGCAUCCCAGUCCCAUCUCAGUUUCCAGUCCAGUUGCUGAUGUUUGGCGACACAAUAAUGCCGUUUCCGGAACAGGAAUUCAACAACCCAAGGCAAAGAUCCAAGAGCGUCCCCGUCCUGAUUCAUGCGUUUUCGUCGGGAACCUGAGGGUGAGUCUCAGUGAUGACUCUAUCUCCGUUAUGUUAUCGAAUACUUUUGCAGCCUAUGGCACGGUGGUUUUUGUAAAAGUUCUUCGUGAUUCACGGCUCAGCCCUUAUGCGUUUGUACAGUACGAACAGAAGGCUGAAGCACUUCGCGCUAUCAAGUACUGUAAUGGUUUAGUUGUCUCUGGUAAAGCCAUUCGUUGUGAAAAGGCAAAUGUCAACAGGACAAUCCUCAUCGGCCCGCCUCCCAGUAACCACGAUUGGGAAGCUAGCACUGUCGAAAAGAUUUGCCAGAAAUAUGGCCCCAUUGAAGCAAUCACUCCAGGAAUGGCUGAGCACCAGUACUGGUUCGUUAGAUUUGUUUACCGUGAGGAUGCCGUCAGAGCAUUCACAACAUUACGGAUGGCUGAAAACUGCACCUUGGACUGGGUUCAGAAUCUCGCUGAUGAGGCGGCUUUUAUCACUUCAUCAAAGAUUUCCUCUAUUGUGGUAGCCCCACUCCCCAUAUCGGUAACUGAAGAUGUCAUUAUUGACAAAUUCUCUAGACACGGCCUGAUUGAAAAUGUCAAGCUGUUUGCGGGUGAAAACGGCGAUAACUGUGCUCUGAUCCAGUAUCAUUCUUCUGAAGAGGCUGUGGUCGCAAUUGAGUGUGCUUGCCAUACAGUGUUUUUGGGAAGAACAAUAAGGGCUAAAAUUGUAAACCCCAAAAGACUGUUGUCUCCUCGUUUCGCAAUCCCGCCGGUGAAGGUUCCAGGAAAGUACUCACUUGUGCCCAGCUCUGGAACUCAGCGCCCAAACUAUAGUCACCGUGGAAAGUCUCUGGAACCCAAAAUGUAUACCCGAAUCCAUUGA
Messenger RNA from Wickerhamiella sorbophila, 1317 nucleotides. Its product is annotated as Meiotic activator RIM4. The record is from RefSeq and is a predicted model, not a curated record. Lineage: Eukaryota; Fungi; Ascomycota; Dipodascomycetes; Dipodascales; Trichomonascaceae. The transcript has a single exon. Gene Ontology annotation, molecular function: RNA binding. The coding region runs from base 1 to 1317 and encodes 438 amino acids. Gene Ontology annotation, cellular component: ribonucleoprotein complex.